Molecule: messenger RNA, 2565 nt
Organism: Gossypium raimondii (Peruvian cotton)
Lineage: Eukaryota; Viridiplantae; Streptophyta; Magnoliopsida; Malvales; Malvaceae
Product: G-type lectin S-receptor-like serine/threonine-protein kinase At4g27290
Exons: 7
Coding region: 41-2476 (811 amino acids)
Biological process (GO): protein phosphorylation; recognition of pollen
Molecular function (GO): protein serine/threonine kinase activity; ATP binding
Source: RefSeq, a predicted model, not a curated record
UCUUUAAAAUGAGUAAUCAGUUUUACUUAUUAGGAAAUAAAUGGAAGCCUUCUUAAUGGAGCUUGUUCUGUGUUUGCUUCUCUUCUUUACAAGAAGAACUUGGGCAAUAGACACUUUAACCCAAGGGCAGUCCAUAAAAGAUGGUGAAACUCUUGUGUCAGCAGGUGGAAGCUUUGAACUGGGAUUUUUCAGUCCUGGGAAUUCCAAGAGUCGAUACGUGGGAAUUUGGUACAAGAAAGUAUCAACUGGAACUGUUGUAUGGGUUGCCAAUAGGGAAAAUUUAGUUUCAGAUGCCUCAGGAGUUUUAAGUAUCAAUGAGAAAGGCAUUCUUUCAAUCAUGAAUGGCACCAAAGGCAUUGUUUGGUCUUCAAACACAUCGAGGAAAUCAGCAGAGGAGCCGAUUGCACAACUCCUGGAUUCGGGAAAUUUCGUAGUGAAGGACCGAAAUGAUAGUGAUUCGGAAAACUUUCUUUGGCAAAGUUUUGAUCAUCCUUGCGAUACCUUUCUACCAGGAAUGAAGAUUGGAAUAAACUUUGUCACCGGUUCCGAGAGGCAUGCAUCAUCCUGGAAAAACACGGAAGAUCCUGCUCCGGGCAUAUAUACUUACAGGGUUGACUUGCAGGGGUACCCACAGGUAGUUGUUAAAAAGGGAGCUGAUAUAUUAUUCAGAGCAGGUUCAUGGAAUGGUCUUUAUCUCACAGAUGGCCCACUGGCUGUUAAUCCAUUAUAUUCAUCUGAGUUUGUAUUGAAUGAGAAUGAGGUUUACUACACAUACAAUGUGCAAAACAAUUCAAUAUAUACAAGGUUUUUAUUGAAUCCAUCAGGUCUAACACAACGCACCUUAUGGAAUGAGAGGACAAAUAACUGGGAGGUUUACGCCACAUCGCAAUCGGAUCAAUGUUCGAUCUAUGCCCAUUGUGGACCAUAUGCUACUUGCAGCACCAAUGAGUCUCCACCAUGUAAAUGCUUGGAAGGGUUCAUCCACAGAUCAGCAUCUCCCAGGGAUAUUAAUUCAGUAGAUUGGUCAUAUGGAUGUACUCGAAGGACACCGCUGACAUGUCAUGGUGGAGACAGCUUUCUCAGGAAAACUGGCCUAAAAUUACCGGACACUUCGAAAACUUGGGCAAAUAUUAGCAUUGAUCUUAAGGAGUGUGAGAAAUUGUGUUUGAAGAAUUGCUCUUGCACUGCAUACGCGAAUUUAGAUAUCCGAGAGGGAGGCCAUGGCUGCUUGCUGUGGUUUGGAGACCUAAUUGACAUCAUAGAAUUCAGUGAGGGUGGACAGGACCUUUAUAUCAGGCUGGCUACUUCUGAUCUGAAUCAUAUACGAAGCAAAGGAAAGCUAAAUGAAAAGCUGAAGGCUGUAAUCAUAGCCAUCUCUGUAAUAAUAGCCAGCGGAAUGACAAUACUAGCAUUGUUGUUGUAUGUUCAGAAGAUCAUGCUUAGAAACACAGGGGAACAUGGAAAGGAAGAUUUAGAGUUGCCUGUUUUUGAUUUAACAACCAUAGCUACUGCAACUAAUAACUUCUCGAGCAACAACAUCCUUGGACAAGGUGGAUUUGGUCCUGUUUACAAGGGAACAUUGAUUGAGGGGCAAGAAAUAGCAGUGAAGAGACUUUCAAAGAAUUCGGGACAAGGACUGGAAGAGUUCAAAAAUGAAGUAACAUUGAUUUCCAAACUCCAGCACCGCAAUCUUGUAAAGCUCUUUGGUUGUUGCAUCAGGAAAGAUGAAAAGAUGUUAGUUUAUGAGUACAUGCCUAACAAAAGUUUGAACUACUUUAUUUUCGAUCAAACAAGAAGCAAAUUACUGGACUGGCGUAUACGAAUGCAUAUUAUCGAUGGAAUUGCUAGAGGGGUUCUUUAUCUUCACCAUGACUCUAGAUUGAAGAUUAUCCAUAGAGAUCUCAAAGCAAGCAAUAUUUUACUAGAUCAUAACAUGAAUCCGAAGAUAUCUGAUUUUGGCUUAGCUCGAAAGUUCGGAGUAGAUCAGACUCAGGCCAAAACUAAAAGAGUGGUUGGAACAUACGGUUAUAUGUCCCCUGAAUAUGCUUUGGAUGGGCUUUUUUCAAUGAAAUCCGAUGUCUUCAGCUUUGGAGUUUUGGUUCUGGAGAUACUAUCAGGAAAGAAAAACAGGGGAUUUUCCCACCCAGAACAUGACCAUAAUCUUCUUGGACAUGCAUGGAAAUUGUGGAUGGAAAAGAGGCCAUUAGAACUAAUCGACCCUGCAAUAGGCGACUCGUAUGAUGCAACCGAAGGGUUAAGAUGCAUCAAUGUAGCUCUAUUAUGUGUGCAACAAUGCCCCCCUGACAGACCUAACAUGUCAUUGGUUUUGGUCAUGUUGUGCGGUGACAGUGUAUUGCCCCAACCAAAGCAGCCUGGGUUUUUCAUCGAAAGAAAUCUGCCUAUGGCAGACUCUAUAUCAGUCAAAAAUGAAAUUUCCUCCAUGUAUAGAUCUAUUACAUCAUUAGAGCCACGGUAGACGCUUGUAAAAUACUUUCAUGAUAUGUUUGGAUAAAUCAAUUAGGCCUUGCUUCAUUCAUACACCGAAAGAAGAAAAGAAUUUAUGAA